GCAACGCCACAUCAAGUAUAGAUUUCGAACACACUUAAAGAUUUAAAAACUUUACAUUUUAAACUACAAGUACAUACAAUAUGACUUGAGAUCGUAAUUUAGCUCAUUGGAGGAAUCGGACAUCUGUUCCUGAAGAAAGAGACCGGUACUCGCUCGUCUCGCUGUGUCCACUAGAGGCGCUGUAACAUUAACACAUCAUCUACGAGAGCCGUUCAAAACAUCCGGUGGAGACGAGUUGAAUCUUUAUUUGUGACGGAUUCAGGUGUUCUCCAGCGGUGGCCAUGAGUGACGGUCAUCCUCUGCGGUCCGUGAGCUCUACAGCUGAGAUCGAUCACCUCCACCUGCUGUCAGAGCAGUUGGGUGCUUUAGUUCCCAGUGAGGAGUACAGUGAUGUCACCUUCAUAGUGGAGGAGAAGCGCUUUCCUGCGCACAGAGUCAUUCUAGCAGCCCGCUGCCAAUAUUUCAGAGCUUUGCUAUAUGGAGGACUUCGAGAGUCCAGACCCCAGGCUGAGGUUCGGUUAGAGGAUACGCACCCAGAGGCUUUUUCCAUGUUGUUGCGGUACUUGUACACGGGUCGAGCCACCCUAAGUGAAGCCAGAGAAGAUACUCUGCUGGAUUUUCUCGGCCUGGCGCAUCGUUACGACCUCCAACCACUAGAGACCUCCAUCUGCGAGUUUCUCCGCACUUUAUUGACCACGCGAAAUGUGUGUCUGGUGUUUGACGUGGCCAGUCUUUACUGUCUUAGCGGGCUGGCCGAGGCCUGCUGUGCAUACAUGGACCGGCAUGCCACCGAUGUGCUGAAGUCCGAAGGCUUUCUUUCUCUUUCAAAGUCUGCCCUGCUGACCGUCGUAAAGAGAGAUUCGUUUGCCUCCACCGAAAAAGAAAUCUUUCAGGCCCUCUGCCGAUGGUGUCACCAAAACGGCGACGGUCCAGAAGCGAAGGAAGUGAUGUCAGCAGUGCGACUGCCUCUGAUGACCCUUUCAGAAAUGCUGAAUGUGGUUCGUCCAUCGGGCCUCCUCAGCCCAGACGAUCUGCUUGAUGCCAUACAGACCCGCUCGGAGAGCAGAGACAUGGACCUCAACUACCGUGGGAUGCUUAUUCCAGAGGAGAACAUUGCCACUAUGAAGCACGGUGCUGCGGUGGUAAAGGGCGAGCUGAAGUCUGCUCUCCUGGAUGGAGACACACAGAACUACGAUCUUGACCACGGCUUCUCAAGACAUCCUAUAGAAGAAGAGGGUCGAUCCACGGGCAUCCAGGUCCGCUUGGGUCAGCCCUCCAUCAUCAACCACAUACGUCUGCUACUAUGGGACAAAGACAGUAGGUCAUACUCGUAUUAUGUUGAGGUGUCUAUGGAUGAACUGGACUGGGUACGUGUUGUGGAUCACUCCAAGUCCCUGUGUCGCUCUUGGCAACACCUUUAUUUCCCAGCACGAGUCUGCAGGUUCAUCCGUGUCGUGGGGACACACAACACUGUCAACAAAGUCUUUCACUUAGUGGCUCUGGAAUGCAUGUUUACGCAGCGAUCUUUCACCUUGGAGAAAGGCCUUCUGGUUCCCACAGAGAACGUGGCGACCGUACAGGCGUGCGCUAGUGUGAUAGAAGGCGUGAGUCGCUGCAGAAACGCCCUGUUGAAUGGUGACACCAGCCAUUACGACUGGGACUCGGGGUACACCUGCCACCAGCUGGGAUCCGGAGCCAUCGUCAUCCAGCUGGCGCAACCAUACAUGCUGGGUUCGAUACGGUUGCUGUUGUGGGAUUGUGAUGAGAGAAGCUAUAGCUAUUAUGUGGAACUGUCUACAAAUCAGCAACACUGGGUGAAGGUUGUCGACCGUACUAAAGUUGCGUGCAGGUCCUGGCAGACUCUGGUGUUUGACAGACAGCCUGCGUCCUUUAUACGUAUUGUGGGAACUCAAAACACUGCUAAUGAGGUGUUUCAUUGUGUUCACUUUGAGUGCCCCGCACAGAUGGACACAAUUGUCAAAGAGGAAAGUCCUGGACCGGAUCAACCCAGUCCAGACUACAGGAGGGAGAAUCCUGUAUCUCAGAACCCAAUGAACGAUAAACCUUCCUCCUCCUCUUCCUCCUCACGCACAUAGACUGUGGUUGCAUUCUGUGGUGUUCACGUGCAUAAGUAUGACAAAACACACUUAAGUCGCUCAUCUUAUGGGUUUGUAAUCUAAUGUGCUGCUAAUGAAAGUUUCUGUGUAUUUAUGAUGAAAAAAAUACUUGAGUUUAUGCUUCUAAUUUGAUGGUUGAGGUUCAUGACUGUCACACACACACACACACACACACUUAUUUUCCUAUGUUCUGAUAACUGCAAGAACAUAAAAAUAAAUUGAAGUAUCAAAUACUUA
This is a messenger RNA of Paramisgurnus dabryanus, 2354 nucleotides long. RefSeq names its product BTB (POZ) domain containing 9 (gene btbd9). Gene Ontology annotation, cellular component: cytoplasm. Gene Ontology annotation, biological process: modulation of chemical synaptic transmission; circadian behavior; adult locomotory behavior. Gene Ontology annotation, molecular function: protein binding. Lineage: Eukaryota; Metazoa; Chordata; Actinopteri; Cypriniformes; Cobitidae. The record is from RefSeq and is a predicted model, not a curated record.